CCAAUAAAAGAAGUAGAAGUUAAAUAUCUUGGUGUUCUUAUUGAUAGAAAUUUAAGUUGGAAAUCUCACAUUCAAAAUGUAAAUACAAAAAUCUCAAAAAGCAUUGGGAUCCUAAGUAAAGUAAGACAUUCUGCACCGCAAAAAAUAUUUCUUGACAAAUAUAAUGCUCUUGUAUUACCAAACAUUCUUUAUGGGCUCUUAAACUGGGGUAGUGCCUCUAAAACUGCCCUAGAUCCACUACAUAAAAAGUUUAAAAAAGCUGUACGUCUUAAAACAUUUAAAAAUAAAGCCGAACAUAGUAAACCAAUUUUUAAAUGCCUAAACACUUUAAAUUUUGAAGACUGUUACAAACUAAAGUGUGCUAAAUUUAUGUAUGAUAUUAACAAAAGUAUAGCCGAAACUUCUAUCAGUAAACUCUUCAAAAAAGCCAAAAAUACUCAUAAUUACAAAACAAGAUAUGCUAGCUCAGGAAAUUUUGAAUAAAAAAUGUUGGUGUAGAUGUUUGGAACUCCAUUCCACAAGACAUCAGACAAUCAGGAUCAAAAACAACUUUUGCUAAAGCCUUGAAAAAAUUUAUGAUUUCAAUAUACUAGUACCCCCUUCCACUACAUAUACUUUAUUAUUGGCACACAAAGAAAAACAAGAACUCUAACAAAGUUUAAAAGCAUUCCACCACCUUUUUUAUCCCCUUUUUAAUUCCCCUCCCCCUUUCCCACAAACAAAUAGAUUAGAGUAACGUUUCAACUAUCAUAUUCGAAACCAACUUUUUAAUUUUUAAAAAUUUUUGAUCAAAGUUUUAAAAAAAAUGUUAUUGUUGUUUAUUAAUAUUGUGUAUUGAUUUAUAAUUACUUCGGGUAAAAUUCAUGUAAGAUGGCACAUGACUCAAAAGCCCCUAUGGGUUAUUUCCAUGUGUCAUUCAGCUAUAACUUUAUAGAUACAAAUAAUUAUUUUAAAUAUCUUAACCUUGUAUGUAUUGAAGUAUAACUGGAAUUGUAUCUUGAUAAAUUGUUUGACUAGAUCAGUAUAUUGUAAUUAAGCUUAGAAUACACUUAAAAUUGAAUUGAAAUUGAACUACUCCUCUUGCCCUUGACAGUCUUUAGUUGUAGAUUCGCUUCUCCUUUUCCAAAUGCCUGUGAGGGUAUGGUUUCAUGAGAGCCAAGCUCAUUGGCAAUGCAUCAUCUCCAAUAAUAUGAUAAUGGAUACAGCUUUCCAUUAUUUUUCUGGGCAGUGGUGUAUGAAGAGACCUGUUAAGUAAUGCUUCUUUUAAUGUUGAGUUAUUAAACAUUCCAGCAUCUCCUGCACGCCCUGCUGCCCCCACAUCAACAUAUAAAAACUUAUAAUUGGCAUCUACCAAUGCUAAUCGCAACACACUAUUAAAAUGUUUAUAGUUAAAGAAUUCUGAGCCACUUUUGUCAGGCUGCUGAAUGGCAAUAUGUUUGCCAUCAAUUGCCCCAACACAGCAUGAGUAUUUCCACUUCAACUCAAAUUCAGCUGAUAUAUUGAGCCAUUCUGCUGAAGAACAGGGUGUCUGAAAAAGUAAAAAAAGAAUCUGAUAUCAUCUCGACUUUGUCAAUUUAUUUCGUUUUAGGACGAUCACGAAGAUGCUAAUAGUUUAGCUGCAAAUAACCAGGUGGAUGAAGAAACUGGUUUCUUGUGUCCAGAUCAGGAAGACUUUGAGUCCUCUAAUAGUUCUGAAAACACAAGAGUCAGCAAAGCCAAAGCCCUCAAAUAAAGAUGAAAUUGUAGCAGUUACAGGUGUAACAAAGAAUUCAAGGAAGAGGAAGAAUGAAGAUGACGCUGACCUCAUAAAAGUUUUGACACAGUCAAUUUUGCAGAGGGCUAAUAAAAAAGUAGGGAGGAAAGAAUUGUGCUGCAGCCAUGUUUGGCAAUUUUGUGACAGAGAGUCUUCUUGAGAUGGAUCCAACUACCAGAAAGAUAGCACAAAAUCAGAUUAGUAAUGUGAUAAUCCAAGCUCAAAUGGGUUAUUUAGGACAGGAUCAUGGGGCUAUGAACUAUUCACAACCUAACGAAUGGAUGUCAUCUGGUUUUCAGGCAUCCACUGGAAUGAACCACUUUGGGCAAUCAGGCUGCUGGACACAAAGGGCCCAGCACCAAUCUAGCCAAUUGUUUAAUGGUCCACGGGUAUCUACAGAGCUGAGCCAAAAAGAUGACCUGAAUGAAUAUGCUACAAAAGAUCAAGGUUUAUUUAACAAGAUUAUUGAACUCUAAUUUAAUGUUGAUUGAUUGUAAAACAUUUUAUUCUAAAAGUUAGAGUAUCUUGGCUACUUGUUUAAAUUUGCAUUUUGAAGGUUUAAUAUAUCAUUCAAUAGAGAAUAUUCCUUGAAAAUAACAAAAUUUCUUGUUCUCAUGUCCUGUGUGUGAUUUUAUCUGAUCAAAAUCAUAUCUAAGAUGACCUGAACUUUCGUCUUAAAGGGCUACUGCAAUGAAAAAAUGGUCCAAAAUUUUAUUUCCUUUUUCAAUUAUUGACAAUCAGCUGAGUACAAAACUGAAAACAGAACCUCUAUAUGGUUUCUCAGUUUAAAGUUAUGGUGCCUCAAAGUUCGCGACUUUGAUAGUUUUCGUGUGAAAAAAAUUGUCUUUCUGUGACGUCACAGUUAUGAUCAAGCAGAGAUAUCACAAUGGUGUCUAAUAGCGGGAACAAGAAACCUAGUACAAAACGCGGCGGAAGAUCUUGUGUUGCAGGAGGACCUGGAGGCCAGAGCUGCAAAAACACACAGUUUAUGGAAGGGGCUUCUAUAGACACUUUUCCUGAUAAAAAUUCGGAUUUGGGAAGGUACUGAAGUUGGUAAGCUUUGUUCGCCGGCACAGGCUGAAGUGGCACCCUUCGUCAUCAUUGAUCCUCUGCUCUGUUCAUUUUGAAGAUAACUGCUUCGCGAUGAAUAAAGAUAUCGCAAAAGAACUUGGCAUAAGGAACAAAUUAAAGUUUGACGCUGUUCCUACUGUUGACAUCACAAAUUCUGUUGAAAAAAUUAGCGAAGAGGCCUCUGCCCGGAGUACCAGACAGGUGAGACUCAUUCAUUUGCAAAUGUAAACAAACUCUACUCGGUUUUUUUUCACUGGUUGUUUGGCUAAAGUAUUGUUCAACUGAAUUAUAGCGAGUUAAAUCAAAGUUAGAUUAAAUUUUAAAAUUCCUAAUUUUUUAUUCAAGAUACUACGGCAUUCAUUAGCAGCAACAGAUGCGAGUAAGGAUUCAUUGGCAACAGCCGCUAGUAGUGAUAACGACGAGGUCCCUGCCCCGCCUACUUCUUUAAUCUAUGUGUGUCAAGGCUGCAGUGUUUUGAAAAAAAAGUUACUAAAUUCGCGCAAAGCACUGUGGCGGCUGAGAAAGAAAAUGAAAGAAAAUAAACUGGCUGCUGACAUCUCAAACGACAAUGCUUAGGUAGGCCUGUAAUGCUAGACAUAAUGAAGGGAUCGCAAUCUGAACCUCAAAGCAGAGGUGCCAUUGAAUAUAGAAUUACCCUUUCGCACAACUUUUGUACUUUACUGAAAACACUUCACCUCUUUCUCUUUCCAGUUUUAAUUGGAUGUAUCUGUAAUUUAAAUGCAUACUCAUAAACUAUCAAAGGGAAUGGGGUAAGAUGCUCCAGCAUACAAGGCCCAUGGAGCAUAUUUCAGAUUGAGGGGGCUAAAACCUUGUUGGGAGGCUAAGCAUGCUAAAAACCAAGAUCAAGGCAUUUCUGUAUAGUUUCAGGUACAUUUUGGAAAUUAUUGGGGGAUGGGGGUAAAGCCCCCCUAGCCCUCCUUCUGAGGUUCCUGUCAUCAUAUCUUUGAUUUUUGUUUUUUUUAUAACUGGACAGUUUUUCAGAUUUUAUAAAGUACUAGUUGCCAUUAACAAGAAGUGGACAAUUUUUUAAUUGUACCCACAUCAUUAACAACUGUGUAUAAAAUGUGAAAAAAAUUAAAUUGUCUGUUACAUAUAGCAUGAGCAAGAAGACUAUUAUGAUGAGGCAUGCAUGGAUGCCACAGAAGACAUUAACAUGGAGGAUAUGGAUUACCAUGAAUUAGGCCCAGGUUAAACGUCGUGCUUCUCAUGUGCCGAACCUAAUACAAUUGAGUUCACCAGAAGCGCGACGUUAUCGCGGCCGCCAAGUUAAACGUCGAACCAUGGUCGAACCUAUUGCGCAGAAAAUUACGGUCGGGGCGGUAUCCAAGCAACAGCCAUCGAUUAAAGAUCAACAUAAUUUUUCAAAAUGGCCUUAACUCGCAGAGCGAAAACCUUACUGUUGAAAAGUUUAAUUUCAAAGCGUCGUAAGCGUCAAAAUUUGUUGAUUAAAGGAAUGGCCAUUAUUCUACAACAGAGGCCACUGACAUUGAGGUCGUUUCUGCUGCCAGCUACGUAUUUAUUUGGCGAGUUGACAACAUCACGGGCUAGGGUUAGGUCAUGCAGAAGGUUGCCAAGAAAUACAGGUUGGUGGGAGAAACUGUGGUUUACCUACGACGAUAAACGAUUCAAGCAAACACUAAGAGUAUCAAGAUCGACAUUUGAAUUUAUACUGACAAGAAUAAGACCGCAACUUGAGAGACAAACGCUUACUGAAGAACCCAUCUCUCCAGAACUUCGUUUGGCAAUCUGUCUCUAUCGUCUUGGUAGAGGGGAUUAUCUUUACAGCAUAGGGGAAAUGGUAGGCCUAGCACGUUCAACAGUCACAAGGAUUGUCAACGAGGUCACCCAAGUAAUUGUUUUCUGUCUUUGGGAACAAUUCGUAUCUAAUAAUAUGCCAAAAACUGAAGAUGAAUUCCAGAGCAAGAUAUUAGAUAUGGAAGAGCUUUGGCAGUUUCCCUGUAGUUGGGCAGCUGUUGAUGGAUGCCACAUCCCCAUUAAAUGCCCACCUGGUGGCCAAAGUUCUCGAAAAGAAUAUCACAAUUUCAAGAACUUCUAUUCAAUUGUUUUAAUGGCAUUAGUGGAUGCUAAAUAUCGUUUCAUUUGGGGAAGUUGUGGCUUCCCUGGGAAUUCCCAUGACUCAAUCAUUUUGCAAUCAACCUCUUUGUGGAAGAAGAUAAAAGAUGGAAAAAUGAUUCCAGAGAUCUGCCAACAAAUAGAUGCUGUUAAAACCCCCCCUCUUAUUCUUGGAGAUUCUGCCUUCCCCUUUGAAUCAUUUUUAAUGAAACCUUACACCAAUGCUGUUUGUGAACAACGCUAUUUCAACUACAGACUGAGUCGUGCCCGUAUGGUCAUUGAGGGAGCAUUUGGCCAGCUUAAAGGAAGAUGGCGGUUCUUGUUGCGAAAGUCUGAGGGCAAUGUCUACGAAAUCAAAGUUGCUACCUUAGCCUGUUUAGUUUUACAUAAUAUUUGCCUUGAUUGUGGAGACACUCUGCCUUCAAAGCUUGAUGUAUCAAUUGACCCACAAAGCAGUCAAAGAAGAGACAGAGCAACAAUCCGUGACCUUCUUCUCAUGAGUACCAGCAGAAAGAUUUUUGAUGCACGUGAUAACAAGGCAGUUCAAAUAAGGAAGACUCUUGAGUCCAAAUUGGCAUAAGAAUUAGCUGAGACUUCUAAGAAAUGAUCAUAGAUGAAAACACAGAGUUGAACACAGUGACUUUUCAUUAUUCUUUGUUAACAGUUAUGGUUCCAAUUUGACUUUUAAGAUAUUAACCUUUAAGAUAUUAACUUUUAAGAGUAUUUUGUUAGAUAAUAAAGUUUUCAUAACUCAACAUCACAAUUUCGUGAAAGUUUUCUCAGAUGUCUCAUUGACACUAUUCAGUUCUUGCAUGAAGCUGUUAUAAGCAGAACUGCUGCCAGCCAUGUGAUUCAUGGUAUUAUGAUCAUAAGGAUGUUGGCGCCUUUUUCCUAUCUCAUCUGCGCAUGCCUAACCUCGUUUUAACGUUCAAAAUAAUUAAAAAUAAUUUAUGCGUUAGGUUUGGCACAUGAGAAGCACGACGUUUAACUUGGUGUCGUGCUACUGCCGUGCGGCACGGCAGAACAAGUCGAGCCAGAGACGUUCUGUCGAACUUAAUCGAUUCUGUCGAACUUAAUUAAGUUAAACGUCUAGCUUCUCAUGUACUUAAUUCAGCAAUUAGGUUCGGCGCAUGAGAAGCACGACGUUUAACCUGGGCCUUAGAAACUUCA
Molecule: messenger RNA, 6088 nt
Organism: Rhopilema esculentum
Lineage: Eukaryota; Metazoa; Cnidaria; Scyphozoa; Rhizostomeae; Rhizostomatidae
Source: RefSeq, a predicted model, not a curated record